CAGCUUCAGACAAGAGAGGGCGUAUUUUCACAAUACCAAGAUGGGGGGCAACGCAAGCAAAGAGGAAGGACCUAGAUUGGACAACAUAUCUCGCUUCUUGCAGGAAAAACGCACGUGAUACUCCUCGAAUCGGGUCAAAAGCCUGACAACAGAAACGCUGUGUAUACCAUUUGCGAAGCGGCAGGCAAAAUGAUACUUUCCCCGAUGAACAGGGUGAACUUGGACAGGGACUGCAUCUUGGAAGCGUGCAAGGACCCUGAUCAAGACUGGACUGUGCGCUUCAAGAGCCCUUUCCUCCAGUCCGAUGCUUGGUGGCUGGCCCCCCGCAAUGGCCAACUUGUCUUUUGUGAUUCGGACUCUGAGGAGACAAAGUGGACCGUCGAAGGGGAUAACUUUGGGGACUGUCAACUCAAAAGCAUCUGUGGAAACUGGUCGGCUACGGUGCGCUUUCUCUUCAUGGCGUCAGAAUGGUUUGAUCCGGCCAAUUUCCCGCUGUCUGAAGGCGGGCCUUAUAAGCUGCAAAGCACAGCUUUGGCGGGGCUUCAGGAGCCGGUUCGCAAGAGAGUCAUACACGAGUUCCCGGAUCCGCCUGACCCUCAGAAACCAAGAGAGCCGCUGCGGGACGAAGAACAGAAAGUAGUCGACGCCGCCGUGAGACUUAACGACUACUUCCUACGGAUGGAUGUCGCAAAGGAAGCGCACACAGGGGCGGAUAUGGCACGGCACUUCAGGAAAGUCGGAAAAGAGGUAGAGAGAGCUAGCAGAAGGCUUCCCAAAGAGGCGGCUUGAAAAGGGUAGAGGACGCCGUGCUUGAGCUAGACCGCCGUCUACAGGGCAUCCCACUCGACCCACAUUUGCAGGUCGUGGUUCCGCUGAGCAGCAGAGACCUUGUUCCGAAGGGUCGGUCGGAUUACAAAGCUUUUGUGGAGGGGUUCAUGAUGGGCCUGACGAUGUGGCUUCUCGAGUGAGGGGUAGCGUCCUUUGAGGGUCCUCUGCAGUCUGUUUGCUUUGAAUCGGGCUUGCUUGUUGUACAUGGGGCUCGUAGUGCGCGCAAGCUUGCACAGCAUCCGGUAGAGGGAGAUAAGAUCCUUGAUGCAUUGGAAGGAGCAUUGAGAAAGGCAGCUUUAGCUUGCGAGUCGAUAGUUUAAAUAACUCAAUCAGAGUGCGGUACGACUAGGGACAUAAGGAUCCUCCAGGUACUGUGACACUGUUCUUAAAUGCAUUGUCAAUGUUUGCG
This is a messenger RNA of Klebsormidium nitens, 1237 nucleotides long. NCBI's taxonomy places the organism in Eukaryota, Viridiplantae, Streptophyta, Klebsormidiophyceae, Klebsormidiales, Klebsormidiaceae. The record is from the annotation of a GenBank genome assembly.